Messenger RNA from Cephus cinctus (wheat stem sawfly), 3311 nucleotides. RefSeq lists its product as uncharacterized. The transcript is spliced from 4 exons. The coding region runs from base 409 to 2427 and encodes 672 amino acids. Lineage: Eukaryota; Metazoa; Arthropoda; Insecta; Hymenoptera; Cephidae. The record is from RefSeq and is a predicted model, not a curated record.
AGCUUCGAGGUUAGUGUCAAACGGGAGAUCGCUCGAAGCGCAUCUCCGAUGGACUCAAGGUCGUCGGGUUGGAUCCCCAGCAGAUGGUGACACGGUGACACGGUGACGGUGACGGUGACGGUGACUCGUGACGCUACUGUUACAGUGGACAUGCGACGUCUUUGCGCUUGCCAACGUGCAGAUCUUCACUACCUAUAAGGACAACCUAAGGACGCGCGCGAUUGCCGAGUGAAUGAGCGGCUACGAAGUGACUGCAAGAGAAAGAGAAAGUGUAGAUAAGGAAGAUCGAUCUCUCGUGUCCCCGAGUCCAGCGAGCUUGUCCAAAAGAUUCGGCAGAGUUCGCCUGGAUUGGGAAAGCUCGAGCCUCCGCGAAGCGAGUGAUCCGCUCGCACCUGCUGGAUUGCUAAGAUGCAUUGGCGCGUCAUUCUAACGUGUCUCUUGAUCGUACUUGCGAACGGCCAGUUAUCGGGAUUUGAGAAAAUAAAAUCAUACGCAAGGUUUCUCAGCCUGAAAAAUUUCAAGGGAUACGAUGCGAGCCACGGAAACGAACUCUGGCGCGGAUUACUCCGCGAUUGCGCCAACCAAUCGUCUUUCUCCUGCAUUCAGAAAAACGUUUAUUCCUACUUGGAUGACACCUUCGAGGAUCGGGACAAUAUGACCGUCUUCGGUGGCCUCGUUCUCACAAGGAACAACCUCGACUACGAGGCUUGCGCCAAUUCCGCGAAAAGUCUGCCCGACGAUGACGCACUCAGUGAGAACCUCGUGGAAGAGAAGCACGAGGCACGGGAGGAAGGACGAAGCUUUGCGGAGGAAGAGGGAGGGAGGGCUUCGGAGGUCGAGGCCGAGGACGAACCGGCAUCGCCUCUCGAAGAGGUUACGAGCGCUCUUCGAGGGAAGGCUAUAAAAUUCCUAGCGACUAGAGAUUACGAGAUACAGCUGCCGGAAUUCUUCUUCGAAGGGUCAACCGUCAAAAUAAGUCCACGAGAGGUCGACGAGAGCGGCGCUUUGGUCAGAUUGGACUUUGGACAACGGGGACUUUCGAACGAGCCUCGAAUUUUCAAGAAAAUAAAAAAGUUUAUUCAAAAUAAGCUCUUAAUGAGCUUCCUGGCUCUGCUGCUCAUUAUCAAACUGAUCAAGGUCAAGUUCAUGUUCAUUAUUCCAUUUCUCUUUGGAAUUGGAACGGCGAAGAAGCUCUUUUUGAAGCUGCUGCUCUUCUUCAUUCCUGCAUUUGCACACAUCUUCAAGCUGUGCUCAAGUUAUUAUACGGUUCAGGGUACCAAGUACCACCAUCAUCACCAUCAGAUCGCGCAUCAUCACCAUCACGUUCCAGUCCCGGUUCCUGUGCCAGCUUACCACAAUCAUCACGACCACCCUUAUCACGAGGAAGACUUCGAUGGUUACGACUACGCUCAUCCCCACAUACAGUAUAGGAAAGAUAUGGAAGAACUCAAGGAGUGGGGUAUAGAACCCUACGAGGAUCCGUACGAGGAGACUCCUGGGCAGCAGCAUCAUCCGCCCGGUGUGCUGCCGGCUCCAGUUCCAGUUCCGGGACGUGCACCGGGACACGAUUCAAGCCACGGUGCCGUCCCCAAUCCAUGGUCGAGUUCCUUGCGCGGAAGUUCGGCGUCCGCGUACUCCGCGUCCACCUACGGAAUUGGCCAGUACGCGGCUAACGCGAAACCAGUGCGUUUUUCUGUCUAUCCGACAGAUAAGAACUUACCCGCAGGAGUGCAGGCCCAAAAUUUGGCUUAUGCCGGAUACGCUCCAGAUUCAAGGCUCGACAUUGCCCGUCGUGUCGUGAUGCAACAACUGCGCACUGCCGGCUCUCCCUCUCCUGGAGUCGCUCCGACUAUUUCGAAUCCGAUUUUCCUUCAGUCGACUCCCUCUAGCAUGAACACGCCCUUUGCCGAGGCUCAUCUUCGUCCAAACAGCUAUCAGAGCCCGGUACACUCUCAGAAUGCGGCCCACGUCCAAUCGGUCCCUCAGUCCAUUCCGCAGCAACAGCAACAACAUUUUGCGCCACCUGCUGGGCUUCGAGCCGAUCAGCAUCGAAAUGCCGCUCAGAGACGAGCAGAAGGCGUUCUGUCUUCUUCGUCAUCUAGAAGCAACGGAUCGACAACGUACGACGAUGAGUUCUACGGAGGAAUUCUCGGAAGACUCGACGAGACUUUCAGGCAAUUGAAGUUCGUCGACGAAGGGUGCAGGGAGAGGCUGGUCUGCAGUAUGUACAGAAAUCCGAGUCUCUACUCGCCGCACAGCAACUUGGUGUCAAACGAACUCUCGAGGAAUCCCGAAGAACUGAAGCGUGGAGUCGAGAGCAGCUCCUCGGGCCAGAGAUUCAUGCGGUACCUUGCGGCAGCGCGAUUCGGACAAGACGGCGGCGAUUGUUCCGCCUCCUAUCCGUGUCACAUUGGCAGCGCACAAUAGUGCUGCGCUCCUUCGUUUCGUCGCUUUGCCAUUCAUGACUCCUUGUUCGUGACCUCGUGCCUCCUUCUCCUGGUUCGACUACUCUACAUUCGGCUACUCCCGUUUUAGACCGACAAGACGCAUGUGACGACGGGCACAGGACACGCACGGGCCACGAGCCACGAGCCACGAGCCACGAGUGAGCAAGGCACAAGAUGCCUCCUCGGUAUCGGUGCGGGAAUCGUAUCUCCUGCCGGCAAUCGCACCGACGUGUAGAUCUUCUAGAGAUACAUCUUCAAAUUGAACUGAAUCCAGGAUUCUGCCUACCGACGAGAUGUCAGAUUCUGUAUUUUUAAAUGUUCGGGUGCCAUGCCCAAAAUCUCCAUUUAAGCUCCUUAGUAAUAAUGCAACUGCUGAUUGAUUCACUUAUAAUGAAACGAAAAUACAAUGGGAGGUCAAUCUGCAUAUUACAGAUGUGCUCAAAAAUUAUCAACUGUACAUUACGUUUUAAUCUGCAAUGCCAUGUAUAAUAAAUUAAUUUAUUUCAAGCUCUUUCUGUAUGACUUAAUGAUCUCCAGAAAAUCUAUCCUAAUUUCGAAUUCUCAAUAUCUUUUACAUGGCACGAAAUAGUAAAUUAAAAGUAUAAUGAGUGCUAGAAAAUAAAUAUUUUUUCAAUUAUUAUAACGUUAAGGACUUAGUUAUUUAAUAAUAAUAAUGUUUCUGUUUCGGUAAAUAACAUGUACAUAUGUGGUUCGUUACAACAAAAUUUCCUACUUAAGGUAUUAUCUCUGAUUGUGACACAAGCCGUGGGACAGAGAUCCGUCAUUGCAAAAAGUUUCAUGUCACAUACUGUAAAACUAAUGCAGUAAAAAAUGAUGAAGAAAUUACAAGAUUUUCAAUUGAAA